AUGUUUCUUGCCAAUAUCGUUGUUUUUGCUGUAGCCACCGUGGCCAGGACGGCACCGGUAGUUGAGCAGGGUCUGAACUCCAUCAGGUGGACUCCAGAGCAUAUCCUCCAGCCAGACGAAGUCAUUCUCUUUGGCGAGGGCCGAAUGGAAAUUGUCUCUCAAAGCGUCUACAAUGAUAUGGUUGCCGCGGAAGGGUAUCCCCUCACCGCGCCUGAAAUUGAAGAAGCUUCUCUUAGCUCUGCCGACAACAGUAGCUCUGAGAUCGCUGCCCGAGCUUCAUGUGACAUGACCAUCGCAACAGUCAUCGACAAGACAGAAACCUUCAUCGACUGGGACGUCCAGAUGUCGCCCGUAGUGGCCGGCGCUGGCUCCGGCUUGGAAGUCUCCGUUGACAUGGGUUAUUCUGUCAGCAACUCUGUUAGCGUAAGCGCCGGGCUCGAUUCCACGUUGAUCUCGAAUGGACUGAGUGCAUCGACGGGGGUUAGCUACACCCGCGAGUGGACGACGGACACCGCAAUUUCUAUCAAGGGAACCGUACCAGAUGGUUACCACGGUGCUAUGAUUACCAAACCCUACAAAACCCGCCGCAGUGGCCGGGUUCUGAAGGGUUGUAUUGGCUCGCAGACGCAGACCGGGACUUUCUCCGCUGAUUCGUACCAAGAAGAGUCUCAUAAUGGCGUUGAGUGGGUUUCUGGUUCUAUCACUCUGUGUAUGAAGAAAGAGUUCCCUCUCACUCGCUGUACAGGGGGUGGAACGUUUAUUUGA
Molecule: messenger RNA, 765 nt
Organism: Penicillium brevicompactum
Lineage: Eukaryota; Fungi; Ascomycota; Eurotiomycetes; Eurotiales; Aspergillaceae
Exons: 2
Coding region: 1-765 (254 amino acids)
Source: RefSeq, a predicted model, not a curated record